This is a messenger RNA of Taeniopygia guttata (zebra finch), 2328 nucleotides long. The record is from RefSeq and is a predicted model, not a curated record. NCBI's taxonomy places the organism in Eukaryota, Metazoa, Chordata, Aves, Passeriformes, Estrildidae.
CCGUCCUUCCUUCCCUCACCCGGCCGGGACCCGCUGUGCGUCCGUCCUUCCUUCCCUCACCCGGCCGAGACCCGCGGUGCGUCCGUCCUUCUUCCCUCACCCGGCCGGGACCCGCGGUGCGUCCGUCCUUCUUCCCUCACCCGGCCGGGACCCGCGGUGCGUCCGUCCUUCUUCCCUCACCCGGCCGGGACCCGCGGUGCGUCCGUCCUUCCUUCCCUCACCCGCCUGGGACCCGCUGUGCGUCUGUCCCUCCUUCCCUCACCCGCCCGGGACCCGCGAGUUAAAAAGCGUCAUCGUCUCGAGCUGUUUCCGUAGUGGGGGAAAAGGGGGAUAACCCAGAACUUCCGUGUGCUGCCUGCCGAGCACAGAGGGAUUUGGAUAGCAUGAGGCGGUGUAAGAUCUCUGAAAUGCCCACUGGAAUGCUUCAGGGUGAAGCAUUUGUCUGAUUCCAUCGUGGUUCCUUGCAGAAGAGGAGGUUUGGUACCCCACGGUCCUGCUCCACCACGGACACCAUCUCUGACAGCCAGCACCACUAUUGGUAGCAUCCCUACUAGAAGUAUCACUAAUAACACUACUACCCAGUGGAGAGAUUACACUUCUUCCUGUGGAAUGAAAUGGCCUUUGAGGAGAGAGACAGGUUUAUUGUAAUUAUCAUCGAAUCAAAAGGAGUUUAUUAGUGCUCUUAAUCUUAGUUGGCACAGGGUUGAACAAUUUUAAUUGGCACAAUUUUAGGAUCAUCUUUAAAGGCCUCUUUCAAUCCAAACCAUCCAAUGAUUUUACGAUUUCUGGUUUUUUAUUAAACAUAGGUUUAACACCUGACUAGCACAUCCCAUUGAAUUUCAGCUACACAGAAAAUGCUUCUUGUUUUUGAUCUUGAAGGAUUAUUUUUACCCUGGGUUCUUUCUCACAGUGGUUCCGGAUUGAAGUGACGGGCAUCUGCUGCUUGGAUGAUCAUGGGCAGCCCAGGAAAACACAGCUGGCAUGCACCAGUGGCUCCACUGGGUGGCCAGGAGGGCACUGAGAUGUGGAUCCCAGGCUGAGCACUUCCCUUGGGGAUGGAAAGCCCCCAGACUGUAGUUUUUCCACAACAUUUGUCAGCAGCCUCCAUCUCUGUUCUGCUUUAGAAAUCAGCCUGGAAGCCCAAAUCCAGCCAGGGGUCCAGGUUUGCCCUGACUGCUGUCAAUAUCAAUGAGUGAAAGAGUGCAAGAUGUGUCCCAGCAAAACCCCACUAGGGAGCCAGUGAAGGGAGAGCACAGCCCCCAGCUGGGCUGCCUGCUUCCCCAGCCGUGCUGCUGCUGGCACAGGAUGUCUUCAGAGGCAGCACCAGGGGCUGACGCCGGCAGGCGAGGCCUGAAGAAGCCACGUCCGUUCAGCAUCGAGGACAUCCUCUCCAGCCCCGCGGAGAAGAGCCCCCAGGUCUUGGUGCCGCUGUGCCUACGGAGCAUCUUGGACUGCACACCCAAGCGGCUGUGUGAGCUGGAGACCAUCCCAGCCAGCUCCCUGCAGGAGGAGGAAGAGGAGGAGGAAGAGGAGGAAGAGCUGGAAGGGGCAGGCUGCAGUUGCUGCUGCUGUUCUCACACGAGUGCCCAUUCCCUGCAGGACCUGCCGGCUUGGCUGGAUGCCCGCUUCCCCUGGCCCCUGCAGCUCUUCCACCCGGCAGUCAGGGUCUGUAGGAGUUCCCAGGAGAAGCCAAGUGAGGUGCAGACCUUCCAGCAGAUCCAGCGCCGCACGCGCCGGCACCGCACCAUAUUCACCGAGGAGCAGCUGCAGGCGCUGGAGACGCUUUUCCACCAGAACCAGUACCCGGACGUGGUCACCCGCGAGCACCUGGCAAACCGCAUUCACCUGAAGGAGGAGCGGGUGGAGGUUUGGUUUAAAAAUCGUCGGGCGAAGUGGCGGCAUCAGAAGAGGGCAACUGCCUCAGCACUGACGCUCCAGCCCAAGCAGCCCCCCAAGGAGAGCUGUUAGCGCUCACAGGCUGCAGAGAACACCAAGGGCACCCACUGCCGUAGCUGACAGGCUCAGGGGGGUAACCGAGGGGGCUAAUGCAGCAAAAGGGAACCUCUGUGGUUCACACAGGAGGAGGACGGGUAAAAGCACACACUUUUUGGCACUUUCACAUGCCUCUUCCAAACCUAGUUCACGUGGCAAAUAACUCAGCAGGCAGGAUGUGCAGGGGACAGAGCUGUACCAGUGUUAAAUGUGUGUGCUUUAAGAGAAGGAGAAACUCCCCUUCGUGUCUUUACUCUGUGCACGUAGUAUUUGUGCUUGUUUUAUUGAUGUAGAUUUGCAAAAUAUCCUGCAAAUGAAUGUGUCCUGUUUGCAGCA